Molecule: messenger RNA, 2668 nt
Organism: Callorhinchus milii (elephant shark)
Lineage: Eukaryota; Metazoa; Chordata; Chondrichthyes; Chimaeriformes; Callorhinchidae
Gene: hacl1
Product: 2-hydroxyacyl-CoA lyase 1
Exons: 18
Coding region: 274-2001 (575 amino acids)
Biological process (GO): fatty acid alpha-oxidation
Cellular component (GO): peroxisome
Molecular function (GO): catalytic activity; thiamine pyrophosphate binding; magnesium ion binding
Source: RefSeq, a predicted model, not a curated record
CUCAUUUCUCCAGAAAAACCCCCUGCCAGCAAGCCAGCAAGCUGUGUUUUACUUGAAUCCAUGGUCCUCCCUCACCUCCAGCACCCUUCCUCCCAACCUGUAAUGCCCUGAUACCAAGGUGGUUUGGGGGCUCACAACAAGACACUGGGGAAGGCUGCAGCUUCUCCAGGACAACCCCAAGAGGCAGAGAACAACAACAACAACCACAACAACUUGGGGACCCUGGGGCUGGGCUCCCAGCCGGAGGUUUCCCUGUCAGCGGCUGCACAGGCAAUGUCUGCACACACUGAGGGGCACAGUCUGCUGAGCGGUGCCCAGGUUAUAGUCCAGGCACUGAGAGAGCAGAAUGUUCAGUACAUGUUUGGAGUGGUUGGUAUUCCAGUGAUCGAAAUAGCAAUGGCAGCUCAAGCUGUUGGAAUCAAGUACAUUGGAAUGAGAAACGAACAAGCUGCUUGCUACGCAGCAUCUGCAGUGGGGUAUUUAACAGGAAGGCCAGGAGUUUGUCUUGCAGUCUCUGGACCUGGUCUUAUUCAUGCACUGGGCGGAAUGGCAAAUGCAAACACAAACUGCUGGCCUGUACUUGUCCUGGCAGGAUCCUCUGACAGAAAUCAGGAAGCAAUGGGUGCUUUUCAGGAGUUUCCACAGAUUGAGGCCUGCAGACUAUACAGCAAGUUCUCAGCUAGACCCAACAGUCUGGAAGCCAUACCUGCUAUAAUAGAAAAGGCAGUCAGAACAAGUAUCUAUGGGCGUCCCGGAGCUUGCUAUGUUGAUAUACCUGGAGAUAUGGUGACCUCAAAGGUUCAGGAAUCAUUACUCAGGACUGUUCCAUGCUGUCUUCCUCCUCCUGUGGCCAUGGCAGACCCUCAAGUUGUAUCUCAAGCAGCUUUGAUCAUUAAAAAUGCCAGGAGACCUCUUGUUCUUAUUGGCAAAGGUGCAGCAUAUUCUCAUGCUGAAUACAGUAUUGGAAAGCUUGUGAAUCUGUAUGGACUGCCAUUUCUGCCCACUCCAAUGGGGAAAGGUGUGGUACCUGACAACCAUCCAAACUGUGUGUCUGCAGCUCGGUCCAGAGCCUUACUGUAUGCUGAUGUGAUUCUACUACUUGGAGCCAGAUUAAACUGGAUGUUGCAUUUUGGAAUGACACCACGGUUUCACCCUGAUGUGCAGAUCAUACAGGUUGAUCUUUGUGCUGAAGAACUAGGAAAUAAUGUGAAACCUGCUGCAGCCUUACUUGGUGAUGUGAACGCUGUCGUUGAACAGUUAUUGGACUGCCUCCGAGCUAACCCUUGGAGCUACCCAUCCAGCUCUGAAUGGUGGGUCUAUCUGAGGGAGAAGAUAAAAAGCAAUCAAGAAGUUUCCAAGGCCCUAGCUGCCCAGAAGACUUUGCCUAUGAAUUAUUAUACUGUUUUCCACAACAUUCAAGCAUUACUACCAGAAGACUGCAUUAUAGUCAGUGAAGGUGCCAAUACCAUGGACAUUGGACGCACCAUGCUACAGAACUACCUUCCACGCCACAGAUUGGAUGCUGGUACCUUUGGCACGAUGGGUGUAGGACUGGGCUUUGCCAUAGCUGCAGCAAUGAUUGCCAAGGAUCACUUGCCACAGCAGCGGGUUAUCUGUGUGGAAGGGGACAGUGCUUUUGGUUUUUCUGGUAUGGAAGUGGAAACCAUAUGUAGGUACAAUUUGACAAUAAUAGUCAUUGUAGUAAACAAUAAUGGCAUUUACAGUGGAUUGGAUGAGGACACGUGGAAAGAGAUAUCAAAAUUGGGAGAGACUUCCAUUGUGGCCCCACCUAUCUCACUACUGCCUAACGCUCACUAUGAGCAGGUCAUGGGUGCAUUUGGUGGGAAAGGCUAUUUUGUGCAGACACCAGAAGAGCUCCAAAAGGCACUCAGCACCUGUCUGGCAGACCAGGAAGUACCAUCCCUUAUUAACGUAAUGAUUGAUCCGUCGUCUGACAGAAAAACACAAGAUUUUGUCUGGCUGACUCGCUCCAACUUGUAAAUUGGAUGACCUGCAGAGAAGUCAUUGUAGGCAAAGCACAAAUGACAAAACAAGCUGAGCUGCCUGCAUGGCCCACGCACAGUAAUGAGAAAUUCUCUUAUAAAUAGACUUUAAAACAUUGUUUUGUAAUUUCUUACAAGUAAAUUGCGAAUAUAAUAACGAAAACAACUUGGAAUAAUUUUGCUGGUGCUUGAUUUUUUUAAUUAUUCUGUUUUUAUUAUUCUUCAUAAACAUAAAAAUUAUUUUGUAUUGUUUAACCAGGGUUUGGCUGCUAUGGGAGAAUAAGCUCUGCUAAAACCACGUAGAACACUGCUAAAACACUAGAGGCCAUUGCACUUCCUUAGUAAUUUUCUUCAAUGUGCUGUGGGCAAUGAACAGUGGAUGAAUAAUGAGUGCAAAGCACAAUAAUAGCAAAUUUACGAUAAUUCUUUAAAGUACCACAAUUACUGCUAUUUAGUACAAUCGGAAUGAUCACAUGCAAUGUUUAUACAGGUAGAACCAGUCCUGGUUCAUUGAGUUUUGUGAGUUUUUUGUUAAAACUUGACUUUGAUGUUAAAGGCUUAAUUGGCUCCAAUGCAACAUACAGAGCAAGCUUUCUUUAAUAUAAAAAAGCCUAGUGUAAUUUGAAACAUUGUAUUCAAGUACAAAUAAAAUGAUUAUUUUUAAC